This is a messenger RNA of Gopherus flavomarginatus (Mexican gopher tortoise), 961 nucleotides long. Its product is annotated as pulmonary surfactant-associated protein C-like. Gene Ontology annotation, cellular component: extracellular region; alveolar lamellar body. The record is from RefSeq and is a predicted model, not a curated record. Lineage: Eukaryota; Metazoa; Chordata; Testudines; Testudinidae. Bases 271 to 870 code for a protein of 199 amino acids. Gene Ontology annotation, biological process: respiratory gaseous exchange by respiratory system. The transcript has 9 exons.
UUCCUACCAUGACCUCACGCGUCUCCGGACCCAUUUCCGCUUCUGUACAAGGGGGAGAACCUAGGCCCAUCUCACAGGAGACAUGUAGCCAAGAAACUGAAGCGCCAAUACACAACUUAGGAUGAUUUUUUGACCUCAGGUCCCUUCAGUCCAAGCACAAGACCAAGGUCAAGUUCAAAGUUGAUCUCAGAAUUUGGGUCAGAAAAAUGUUGAAUAGCAUCGGGCCAAAAACAUAUCUCUGUGGAACCCCACUAGAAACAUACCCACUCAAUGGUUUACAGCUCCAUGCCCAAAGUGAGCACAACCCAACAAAGAAUCAUCCUUGCCUCAGUCAUGGUGAUUCUCCUGGGCUUCUUCAUAGUUGCCAGCACUUUGGUGGGAGUUUACCUGACCCAAAAACACACAGAAAAGGUCCUUGACGUGGUCAUCCAGGGAAACAAGGGGGAAGAGGAAGAGCAGACGGCCAUGGUAAAUGAACGGGAGAAUGUGGCCGCUUUCCACAUUAAAAGAAAGAAAUCCACAGCCACUGUUGUGUACAACUAUAACCAAGGUCUAAUAGGUCUCAGAAUCACCAACAGUAAAAAAUGUUUUGUGAUGAAGAUGGAUAAACUCAACAUACCAAGCUUGGAUGAAAUUUCCAGAGAUCUCCCACAUUUUUACACCAAACAGGUCUCUGGAGACAAAAUGUCUUACAACUUCAGAGAGGCGGAACCAGCUGACCGCACUACACUAGGAACAACUCUGAAUAUUCUCUGCAGCGACAUCCCCAUCUACUGGGCUCUGCCUCGCAAGAUCCAAGGAAACCGCAGCAGUUCUGCUCCUCUUGGCUCCCCAUGGUGUUUCUUUGGCUCUUUGUGUUUGUGCUUUUGAUCUGAAAUCUCAAGUUACUGUGUGAAUUAUGCCUACUCGUCAGGGCAGACCGCAGAGUCUUGGAUGAGGCAAGCAUCAGAAUAAAAACAAU